Messenger RNA from Aureobasidium namibiae CBS 147.97, 1461 nucleotides. RefSeq names its product major facilitator superfamily transporter. Lineage: Eukaryota; Fungi; Ascomycota; Dothideomycetes; Dothideales; Saccotheciaceae. Gene Ontology annotation, molecular function: transmembrane transporter activity. Gene Ontology annotation, biological process: transmembrane transport. Gene Ontology annotation, cellular component: membrane. The coding region runs from base 1 to 1461 and encodes 486 amino acids. The transcript has 7 exons. The record is from RefSeq and is a predicted model, not a curated record.
AUGGACACCGUCGAGUUCUCAGGCUUCUCGCUCACAGCAGAAGAGUAUGCCAGAAAGGAAAAGGCUCUUGUCCGCAAGGUCGAUUUCAGACUCAUGCCUUGCCUUUUGGGUAUGAUUGUGCUCAACUACCUCGACCGCAACGCUCUGCCCAACGCAAGAAUCCAAGGCAUUGAAGAAGAUUUGGGUCUCAAGGGCGAUCAAUUCAAUACGGCAAUCUCUGUUCUGUUUGCCGGUUACAUUGCUCUCCAGAUUCCAUCGAAUAUGCUUUUGACUCGCGUCAGACCUAGUAUCUAUCUCCCUGUUUGCAUGGCUCUCUGGGGUGUUGUCUCUGCUUGCACAGCUCUCGUACACAACUUCAAUGGCUUGGUUGUGACGAGAUUCUUCCUUGGUUUCAUGGAAGCACCUUACUUUCCUGGAGCACUCUUCCUGCUCUCGAGUUGGUAUACCCGUAGAGAGCUCGCUACCCGUACUGCUGUCCUCUAUACCGGAAGUCUCUUGUCAAGUGGCUUCGGUGGUCUCGUUGGAGCCGGCGUACAGUACGGCCUGGAUGGAGCCCACGGCCUCCAAUCAUGGCGUUGGUUAUUUAUCAUAGAAGGCGUUGUCACUGUUACUUUCGCCUUGACUUGCAUCUUCAUCCUCCCCGACUUUCCCCACACCACGCGCUGGCUCUCAGAGGAAGAGAAGGGGAUAGCCACUUUCCGACUCCGCGACCGCAACGGCAACAAUGACGCAGAAAGAGGCUCUCUCCUCUCGGGCCUCAGAAUGGCCGUCACUGACUACAAAGUCUGGCUCCUUGCCGGUAUCGUCAUCACCAAGACCAGCGCUGCAGCUGUUACUUCCUUCAUCCCCACCCUCGUCAAGACCUUUGGCUACAACAAGAUCAACUCUCUGCUUCUCGUCGCUCCUCCAUACGUCUUUGCUGCUUUCUGCGCUAUGGGUAUCUCCAUCAGCAGUGAUCGUCGUCAAGAGCGAUACGCUCAUUUGGUCAUUCCUCUCUCCUUUGGCAUGAUCGGUUACAUUAUCGCUGCUACAACUGUUGGACUCGCUCCCCGCUAUGUUUCCCUCUUCUUGAUGUUGGGAGGCGUAUACGGUGGCUUCAACGUUGCUAUUGCAUGGAUUUCUGCUACUCUACCCCAUCCCAUGGAGAAAAGAGCUGCUGCUUUGGCCUUGACAAACAUGGUCGGCAACUUUGCCCAAAUCUACUCGCCUUACCUCUACGAGAAGGAGAGCGGACCCAGAUAUUUGCCGGCAAUGACAGCUAACACAAUCUUCGUCUUUGUAUCAAUCAUUCUCGCCACUAUACUGCGCUUCUGCCUCGUCCGCGAGAACAAGAAACUCGAGCAAGCAGAGAUUGAACAGCUCGAUCUUCAGAUGGGCGAGAAGGGCAAUGUUGAUCACAUGGAAGUGUCGCAGCCUAGCCCUGCGCCCGGACUCAGCCCUGGAUUCAGGUAUCUGCUUUAA